Messenger RNA from Capsella rubella, 2448 nucleotides. RefSeq names its product protein NBR1 homolog. The record is from RefSeq and is a predicted model, not a curated record. NCBI's taxonomy places the organism in Eukaryota, Viridiplantae, Streptophyta, Magnoliopsida, Brassicales, Brassicaceae. Gene Ontology annotation, molecular function: zinc ion binding; protein binding. Bases 183 to 2237 code for a protein of 684 amino acids. The transcript has 7 exons.
UUGGUUUUGAUACGAGUCACGAUAUAAGCGGAUUACGGGUACGCUUCUCUCUUAUUAAGCCGAUUAAAAACCUCUUCGCCUUUCUCUCUCGAUCGAGAUUACUCUCAAUCUUCUUCGAUUAGGGUUUCUUCUUCUCUCUUCCUUUCCUUGUUCUCUUCUCUCCAGCUGAUCUCUCUACCGAUAUGGACUCUACCGCUACUGCACUCGUCGUCAAGGUGAGCUAUGGAGAUGUGCUUAGGCGUUUCAGGGUGCCUGUUAAAGCUAAUGGACAGCUUGAUCUUGACAUUGCUGGUCUUAAGGCUAAGAUCUCUGCUCUCUUCAACCUCUCCUCCGAUGACUUUUCUCUGACUUACUCUGAUGAGGAUGGGGAUGUGGUGGCCCUCGUUGAUGACAAUGAUCUCUUUGAUGUUACGAACCAGAGCCUUAAGUUCUUAAAGAUCAAUGUUCAGUUUAAGACUGGCGUGCCAUCAAACCCUAUUGCUCCUGAGACUAGUGGGAGUUCCACCCCUGCUGGUUUUCCUCACAGCCAAAACCCGGUUUCCAAAAUCCAAAAGGGUUUCAAUGAUGUUCUGAUGGCUGUUCCUAACCCCAUGCGUGAUACCAUAUCAAAGGUAUACAUGGACCUUGCAUCCAAAGCUGCAACUUCUAGUCCUGUUGUUGGUGAGGUGCUUGAUUGCAUCUCCAAGCUAGGCCAGCUCUCCGUUCCUCAGGAAACUUCAGGCCCUUCUCUGAGCAAGGAUGUUCCUUCCGCUGGUGAGACUACCCAGACUGGAAGGAAACCCGCUGGCUUUGCUGAUUCGAAGGCUUCUGCUCAUGUACCAUCCUCCCCUGGACUGGGUGCUAGUUUCAAUGAGUGUCCCUUUAGUGGCAGUACCGUGAAUGACUCAUGUCCAUAUCCAAAUUACUUCAACAAGCAUGCUCGUCGUGUAUGCCAUUCCAAAAAGAACACCAAUGGUGAUUACUGUACCUCAUUGGGUGUAUUCCAUAAGGGCAUCCGCUGUGAUGGAUGUGGAGUUCUUCCAAUAACUGGGCCUAGAUUUAAGUCGAAAGUUAAAGAAGACUAUGAUCUUUGCAACAUCUGCUUUUCGGUGAUGGGUAAUGAUGGGGAUUACACAAGAAUGGAUAAGCCUGUAUCAGUUCAACACCUGCGUCCUUUUAGACAACUUGCGGUAUCAAAUCCUUGGCUGAACCACCCUGUGCCACGGCCAACCAAUGAAGGUUUACAUUUCAGGUGUACGCGUCCUAAACUAGACAGUCGCUUUGUCCUUGAUGUGAAUGUAGCUGAUGGAACCGUUGUUGCUCCAUCCGCUCCAUUCACUAAGAUCUGGAAAAUGAGGAACAAUGGUUCGUUGGUGUGGCCUCGUGGCACACAGAUUGUCUGGAUUGGUGGAGACAGAUUCAGUGACACGUUGUCUGUUGAUUUACAGAUUCCAGAACAGGGUGUGCCUAUCAACAGUGAACUUGACGUCAACGUUGAUUUUGUUGCGCCACAGUUACCUGGUCGGUACAUAUCUUAUUGGAGAAUGGCUUCCUCUAAUGGUGCUAAGUUUGGGCAACGUGUUUGGGUGUUGAUACAUGUUGAUGCAUCCGUGAAGGAUUCUGUUGUGAAUGAGUUUCAUGGACUGAACUUGAAUGCCUCCCCCUCCCCUGAUGAAAACUUUUCAAGUGAAUUUACAGGGAUGAUAAAUUAUGAGGCAGCUCAACCUGUCAGCUCCAACGUUAAUCCUGGGACAGUGAAAGCUGCUGAUAUAGAGGGAAAAGUUGGUGAACCAGAGGUGCCGGAAAAAGAAAACCUGAUGGGUGAAGUUCUUCCUGCUAUUCCUCGCAGUCAUUCUCCUUCAUCUUCAUCUUCAUCGUCGUCAUUUAACAUGGUCGAGUUCCCAAGAAUGCCUGCUGUUGAGGUCUUGUCUGGUGGUUCUUCUUCAACAAAAGACAUCCCAGUUCCUCUCCAAGAUGAUUUAGAGAAGAAUGACGUUGAGAUAACCAUGCUCAAGGAGCUCGAGGAAAUGGGUUUCAAGGAAAUAGAUCUGAACAAGGAGAUUUUGAGGGACAACGAGUACAACUUGGAGCAGUCUGUUGAUGCACUUUGUGGAGUUAGCGAGUGGGAUCCUAUCCUAGAGGAGCUUCAGGAAAUGGGCUUCUGUGAUGAUGUAACGAACAAGAGGCUGCUUAAGAAGAACAAUGGAAGCAUCAAAGGCGUGGUGAUGGAUCUCCUCACAGGGGAGAAGGAGGCUUAAUAAGUCUGGCAACUCUACUACUCUAUCUAUCAGGAAUAAUUAUAAUGUUUUCAUAAAUAAAACCUGAUCUCUAGUUUGGUUUCGUGCUGCGUCACACAUGGUGGUGUUGGUCCUUUGCUUUGUGUUGGGAUGAUAUUACUAUUUAAAAGGCACUUAAUAUAAGACGUGGAGUUUAUCUACUUAUUUCCAUUUGGUUAUGUUCAUUUUGUCA